AUGACUGAUCAUAAAGAGGUGCCGGUGGUAGAAACACAGCUGAUGUCUGAAUAUAAAGAUGGUCAACUACAAAUAGUAGAAGUAAGGCCAUUUGAAAAAGAUGUGAUGUUGGAGAGUGAAGUUGUUAAUUCAAUGUCUGGCCUGGAGACUGACAGUGAGACAAAAUACAUACAGUUGGUUAAUACUGGAGACAAGUCUAUGAUGCAACUGGAUCUGCUGAACCUGACUUUAAUCAAAUGUGCAGAUGGUACAGAGUCAUAUAGACUGGUGGCAAAUGGUGAGGGUGUAAAUGAUGGAGAGACCACUGUCACCUGUGUGUUGGCAUCCAGCGAUAAUGAGGGUAAUGAUGAUUCGGAAGGUCAAGAGUCGUACAUGGUGAUGAACAAUGAACAGAACACAGUGAUGUAUCUCCAGUCUGAACUGCCGACUGGUGCUGCGCCCUUGAUAGGAACAGAACCCGGUACGGUGAUGACUUUAGUGGACACCUCUAAACCUGUCAACACAUCACCAGUUGCCACUACUACUGAUGCCAGUAAACAGGUACCAAAGUUGACACCAGUAGAAAUAUUGGAGAGAGCGAAAGCCCUGCAGAAGGCGUUGUUAGGUAAAUCUGGUUCAUACGUCCGUCGCAAGCGGAAGUCUGACCUGCCACCGCCACACGAACUGUUGUCGGCGCCUAAUUUCAAACUGUUCCUGUAUUCAUGCAAAUCCUGCAACUUCAAAUGUAACGCCAUCAAGGAAAUGACCGCACAUAAGGGCGGAGCGGGGGCCGCCGGGAGGGGGGCGCGGCGCGGCACCGACAGGAUCACGCUGCAGUGCGCGCGCUGCCCUUACAAGGGCAACACGCAUAUGCAGUUAAUGAAACAUGUAAAGUAUACGGCGGACGUGUUGGUCUGUGGCGCGUGCGGGUUCGAGUCCGCGUCGAGGCUCGUGUUUAAGAAACACAUAGAACAGGAACACGGUGCCACAGCCGUAUGA
Messenger RNA from Diatraea saccharalis (sugarcane borer), 978 nucleotides. NCBI's taxonomy places the organism in Eukaryota, Metazoa, Arthropoda, Insecta, Lepidoptera, Crambidae. The record is from the annotation of a GenBank genome assembly.